GAGCGGAAGCACAGAAUGUACAAAUCGCAGCGAGAGUGCUGAUCAUAGCGGACAUUCACUGACGGAGCCUUCGUGAUCAAAGAUCCAGUGCAGUUCUCGAUGUCCCGAGCUUCACGAGAGGUCCUUCUUUCUAAGAACAUUGAGAAGGAGCACAACCGCCCUCAGAAUCUCUUUCUUCAGAUUGACUAAGGCAAGAAGUAGAAAAAACGCAUAGGAAAAGACAAAAAGGCUCCCCGAGCAUCUGAUUAAAGCCCUGUAGUCACUGGAUCGUUAUACAGGCCAGCCAACAAGAGACAGAGAUCGGGAAUGGGAGGGUCAAGCUCCAGCGAACAGGUGGCAGAGACUGAGACCCCCUCAUUCUUCACACAGGAAGAACUGAACAAACUGAAGUCUGAUUUUGAUACAGGUGGGGUGGAAAAAGUAAAACCACUGAUAGAGAAGAAAGUAACUGAUCUGGACAAGACAGAGCUUAACAUCGCAGUGACGGGAGAAUCAGGUACAGGAAAAUCAUGCUUCAUCAAUGCUAUGAGAGGACUUCGGAGCGAUGAUCCAGGAGCAGCUGAAGUUGGGACCACAGAAACAACAAAGGAACCAACUGGGUACCCACAUCCCACUCUGCCCCAUGUUCACUAUUGGGAUCUGCCAGGGACUGGAUCUCCAGAAUUUCGAGCAGCUAGGUAUCUCACAGAAAUGAAAUUCAAAAGAUAUGAUUUCUUUAUCAUAAUUUCUGCUUGUCGAUUCAAAGAAAAUGAUGUAAAACUUGCCAAAGAGAUUAAACGGCUGGGGAAAAAGUUCUAUUUUGUCCGCUCUAAGAUUGACUUUGAUCUUUACAACACGAGGAAUGAAAAGGGGGUUUUUAAUGAAAAAGAGGAGCUGGAAAAGAUUCGGAGUGAUUGCGUCAGGAAGUUGGCAGAGGCAGGGUUUCCAGAUUCACCUGUGUUCCUGAUAUCCAGUUUCGAGCCGAAACAUUUUGAUUUCAUUCAGUUAAAUGAAGGACUCGAAGGUGAUCUAAAUAAUGUAAAGAAAAGGAUCUUUGUCUUGGCCCUUCCAAAUCUAAGUGUGGAGAUAGUUCAGAAGAAAUCUAAGAUUCUGAGAAAACUUAUCUGGAUGUUUGCAACACUCUCUGGGGGCAUGGGAGCUGUCCCAAUUCCCGGUGUCUCUCUCGCUUGUGAUAUCAGUAUAUUGAUUGGAGCCAUUGUCUCCUUCCGGAAAUGCCUGGGUCUGGAUGAUGCUUCUCUUCAAAGACUGGCCAACAGAGCAGGAAAACCUGUGGAAGAGCUGAAGGCGACAGUAAAAGCUCCAUUGCUGGAGGAAAUAACCAUAGAUGCAAUUGUGAGGUUCGGUUGGGGUGCUGCAGUUGUUACCGUUUCAGCCCUGGAAUUCGCUCUCGACUUUGUCCCUGUCAUUGGCUCCAUUUUUGGAGCAGGCUCAUCAUUUCUCAUGACGUACAAGAUACUGAGUGCUGCACUGAAGGAUCUUACAGAGAAUGCAGAGAGAGUGGUGAAAGUUGCCUUUGAAACUGAUUAACUGCUCUGUACAAACAUCUACCAGGAGAGUUUAUAUCCUGCUGUGGUUCAUAAUUUGAUGUUAUCUAACACCAAAUACUUAUUUAAUUCUACCCAAUAACGCUCACUUCUACUGCAUUUUUUCCUGGAAAUAUUUUUUAUUAAUCACUGAAGGGGCUUUCGAGGGACUUUCUGAUCUGCAGCAUUUGGAAAACUGGGGCAAAAUUAACAGUGUUACUCAAUGAAUCUAUAUACUACUAAAACUCUCAUGCUCUGUUUGUGACCUCCAAUUAGUGCAAACGGUACAGACAGUGGCACUAUUUUUGGCUAAAUCGACUUAAAAUGUGCUAACUUACAGAAUGUAGGCAUAGUUCAGGGUUAUAUAUUUGUAUAAAAUUCCUCACUCGCCAAAAUCAACAGCCCCACUUUCACCCGAGAGCCGAUGUCAGCCACAAUGGAAACCACAACGCGACACCAGGACAUAUGCGCACGGCCAGCCUCAGAAGUGAUUCACGAUGCUCACAGCAGUGACACUAACCGGAGCAAAAGGGCAGGACAGCGCUAUUUCGACCAGUCAUGUUCUGCUAAUCGCCAUCAGCAUGUGCAGGAUUGGGAAAGAUCAAACUGAAACCCAUCAAUAAGAGAUAAUUAAAUCUUAUUGUAUUUUUUUUUCUUGCUGGCAGUUUGAUGUUUAUUUUUAGAAGCUUUUUGUAUGACGCAUGGCUCUGGGGUUGUACACCUAAUGGGUUCUCUUUUUUUUUCCCUCACUUU
Messenger RNA from Mobula hypostoma (lesser devil ray), 2276 nucleotides. Its product is annotated as interferon-inducible GTPase 5-like. Gene Ontology annotation, cellular component: membrane. Bases 307 to 1527 code for a protein of 406 amino acids. Gene Ontology annotation, molecular function: GTPase activity; GTP binding. The transcript is spliced from 4 exons. NCBI's taxonomy places the organism in Eukaryota, Metazoa, Chordata, Chondrichthyes, Myliobatiformes, Myliobatidae. The record is from RefSeq and is a predicted model, not a curated record.